Messenger RNA from Pecten maximus, 3068 nucleotides. Its product is annotated as large subunit GTPase 1 homolog. Lineage: Eukaryota; Metazoa; Mollusca; Bivalvia; Pectinida; Pectinidae. Gene Ontology annotation, biological process: ribosomal subunit export from nucleus. Gene Ontology annotation, molecular function: GTP binding; GTPase activity. The coding region runs from base 97 to 2169 and encodes 690 amino acids. The record is from RefSeq and is a predicted model, not a curated record. The transcript is spliced from 15 exons. Gene Ontology annotation, cellular component: cytosol.
GCUUAACGUUUACUACACAAAAUAUUGUGAAAUUCACGUGUUGACUUUUUUGUUGAAGAUGUAAAUCGUGAUACAGACACACAGAACAUCAACGAAAUGGGGAAGAAGAAACAAGCAGGGAAUCUGGGAAAGAAACUGAUCAGUGAUAGAUUUGGAAAACGAAAAGCUGCACCAAGGGGAGAAAACUUUCUCCAUACCAGUGAACUGCAAGAUGGGUAUGACUGGGGACGUCUUAACCUCCAGUCUGUCACAGAACAGAGUAACCUUGAUGAUUUCCUUAGUACAGCAGAACUAGCAGGAACAGAGUUCACUGCAGAGAAGCUGAACAUAACAUUUGUAGAUAAAAACAAACAUUCAGGACUGUUGACGACUGAGCAGAAAAUAGAGGUUGAAGAAUUGCAGAAUAAGCAUAGAAAUGUACUCAAAAUUCCAAGAAGACCUGCCUGGACCAGUACCACAACACCAGAGGAACUAGAUCGCCAAGAGAAAGACUCAUUCUUGGAAUGGAGGAGGACGUUAGCAAAACUACAAGAAGUAGAGGGUAUUGAAUUGACACCGUAUGAAAAAAAUCUUGACUUCUGGCGUCAGCUUUGGCGAGUUAUCGAAAGAAGUGAUGUAGUGGUUCAGAUCGUCGAUGCCAGAAACCCGUUGUUGUUUCGCUGUGAGGAUCUGGACGCUUAUGUCAAGGAGGUAGAUCCAACAAAGAUUAGUUUGAUUCUGAUCAACAAGGCAGACUACCUAACACCAAUACAAAGAAAUGUAUGGUACACAUAUUUUAAAGAGAGAGGAGUGCAAGUGGCAUUUUGGUCGGCACUGGAGGAGACUGCACGUCAAAAUGAGGAGAAAGAAAAUGAAGAACAGAAGGACAUGGAUCAGUUAGAAGAGGAAGAGGAGGAGGAGGAGGAGGAGGAUAGUGAAGAUGAUGAUGAGAUGGACGAUAACAGCGAAAGUUUUCAAAGUGAAACGAACCAAGUGUCAAACGAAGUUACAGAAAGACUGCAGACUGAUCGUGUUGUUAGUGGUACAGAAAAGGAAGGUACAUUUAUUGAUACAGAAAAGGACAUGGAUACAGUAACUACGGACAGUGAGAUCACCCAAUCACAAGGAAAUUCCGAGGACAGUACGACAGUUCUCAUGGACAGUGAUGCCAGUUUAACUGACGAUACACAAGCGGGUGCCGUAGGUGGUGAAUGUGAUGACUGUGGUGGGGAAAACGAUGAAUCCUCAGACUUCUCAGAAGGCGGAGGGAAAAUUCUGAAUGGGUUAGAGUUACUUGAAGUAUUUAGAUCUCUCCAUACAGGAAAAAAGUGCCAGGAAGGACAGACAACUAUUGGAAUGGUUGGUUAUCCAAAUGUUGGCAAGAGUUCUAGUAUCAAUGCUAUCCUGAGGACGAAGAAGGUUCCCGUGUCAGCUACUCCAGGACGGACUAAACAUUUUCAGACCCUGUAUGUGGAAUCAGACCUAAUGCUGUGUGACUGCCCAGGACUUGUCUUCCCCUCCUUUGUCUCCACGAAGGCUGAGCUGGUAAUCAACGGGAUCCUUCCGAUUGAUCAGAUGCGGGACCAUGUGCCUCCAACAUCUCUUAUUUGUCAACUGAUCCCAAAAUCCAUCCUUGAGGAGACCUACUCCAUCAACCUGCCUGAACCAGCUGAAGGAGAGGAUCCAAAUCGUUGUCCGACAGCUGGUGAACUCCUCAAUGUGUACGGAUACAUGCGAGGCUACAUGACAGCGAAUGGACUUCCAGAUUGCCCAAGAACAUCACGAUAUAUCCUCAAGGAUUUCGUCCAUGGAAAGCUGUUGUACUGUUAUCCACCACCAGACGUAGAUGUGGAGACUUUCCACCCGACACGUACCACGGUUACCUCGAAGAAAAGAGCCCCUGAUAAUACCCCAAUGUCAGUUCCAAAUAGACUUGACAGGGAGUUUUUUGCCAAGGCCGAUCCAAAGAUUCAUUCCAAAGGCAGUAGGAAUGUACCAAACUAUGUGCGGAUUGAAGGUCUGACCCAGGUGGGAGCUGGGUCGAGUGUUGAGUCCAGUCAAACAUCUUCUCCAUAUGGCAGUAUGCAAACUCUCAACAUUGAAAAACCGUGGAAAAAACACAACAACAGAGGGAAAAAGGAAAAGCUAAGGAAAACUUUUCACCAUCUCGAUGAUGUUGGAAAAUACUGAAAUGUGAUUAUGUGUGACUCGAGUCAGACCAGUAUGAUUGGUGUAACUGCUGCUCAUGCAGAUAGGUAUUUCCUGGUCCCUUAUGCAGAGUGAUGGGAUUGGUAUCUUUUCGGUCAGCAUGUUGAAUUGAAGAGGUAUCUUGGGGUUUAUUGGUCACCAUGGCAACGAUAACUUGAAUUAUUGUUAUAAACACAAGCUUCAAACUUGUAUAGUAGUCUUACUCUAUUAAUAUGAUAUAUUUUUAUAUAGAGGUUAAUAUGUGUACUGAUUUAUCAUCAAAAUUGUGUCCGUAUCCUCUUCAAUUUUAAUGGUUUUACAGCAAGGUAAUUCUAUGUAUAACAUAACGUGGACAAAUUAAUUGAUUAUUUAAGAUUUGAUGAUACCCUGCUAUUUUGAGGUAAAACUUAAUUCAGAUUUUUGUACCAUACUUGAUAUAGACCUUCACAAGUUAGGGAGGCUAUGAAUUUUUUACCCAGACUCACAAUAAAAAACUUGUGUGUCAUGUCAGGAAAUUUCUCUCAAAAUUUGCCUAUGAAAUGAGAUAGCAUAUAAUUUUAAAAUAAUCUUGUCUUUGUCAAAAACCAAACUUUAUCACCAUGGUUUUUCUACAAUUAUUUGGUAAAAUAGACUAAUGAUUUGAGCUGUGUACCAAAACACCUACUUAGAGCAUUCUAAAUCCUGUAAAAGUGAAAGCAAUGUAAUUCAAAGUUCAGAUGAAAAGUAACUUCGAAAAAUGAAAUGUUUGAUUUAAAGUAUAACAUUUUUAUUGGUAAACAUAGCAUUCACUUAAACAAUGUCAGAUGUCAUUGUUUUCACAAUGUGGCAUACAAUUGUUUGUUAUAUAUUACCAUAAUUUUUUGUUGAUCAUGCAGGGAAUGAGAAAUAAAAAAGUUUAAAAA